Messenger RNA from Hyphopichia burtonii NRRL Y-1933, 1332 nucleotides. RefSeq names its product Apm1p (gene APM1). Gene Ontology annotation, biological process: vesicle-mediated transport; intracellular protein transport. The transcript has a single exon. Bases 1 to 1332 code for a protein of 443 amino acids. Gene Ontology annotation, cellular component: clathrin adaptor complex; clathrin-coated vesicle. The record is from RefSeq and is a predicted model, not a curated record. NCBI's taxonomy places the organism in Eukaryota, Fungi, Ascomycota, Pichiomycetes, Serinales, Debaryomycetaceae. Gene Ontology annotation, molecular function: clathrin-cargo adaptor activity.
AUGGCUUCACAGAUUCAUUUCCUUGAUAUAAAGGGGAAGCCAUUACUUUCGAGGGAUUAUAAAGGAGACAUCCCAUCGAACUCAAUUGAAAGAUUCCCAUUGCUAUUAUUGGAAUUAGAAAAUGAAGAUGAAUCAAAUUAUAAACCGUUUAUAAAUGAUCAAGGAAUUAAUUAUGUUUUUAUAAAUCAUAAUAACUUAUAUUUAUGUGCAUUGACCAAACGAAAUGAAAACAUCAUGGCGAUUAUUGUGUUUUUGUCUAAAUUAAUUGAAGUAUUAACCCAGUAUUUUAAAAGUUUAGAAGAAGAAUCAAUUAGAGAUAACUUUGUUAUAAUUUAUGAAUUAUUAGAUGAAAUGAUGGAUUACGGAAUUGCCCAAACAACUGAUACCAAGAUAUUGAAAGAAUAUAUUACUCAAGACUAUUAUAAAUUGAUUAAAAAUUCCCAAUCCAGAGUUAUUAAACCUCCAAAUGCAGUAACAAAUGCGGUUUCUUGGAGAUCAGACGGUAUUAGUUAUAAGAAAAAUGAAGCAUUUUUAGACGUUGUGGAAAGUAUCAAUAUGUUAAUUAAUGCAAAUGGUCAAGUGUUAAAUAGUGAAAUCUUGGGUGAAAUUAAAAUUAAAUCUCAUUUAAGUGGUAUGCCCGAUCUAAGAUUAGGUUUAAACGAUAAGGGAAUCUUCACUUCUAACUUAGAUAACGAUUCAAAUGAAACUUCAAUAACUGGUAAUAAAAAAGGUAUUGAAAUGGAAGAUAUUAAAUUUCAUCAGUGUGUUAGAUUAUCAAAAUUCGAAAAUGAACGUAUAAUCACUUUUAUCCCUCCCGAUGGUGAGUUCACUUUAAUGUCUUAUAGACUAUCGUCGGCUCAAUUUUUGAUGAAACCUUUGAUUCACGUGAAUUGCAAAACAAUUGUUCAUAAACAUUCAAGAAUUGAAAUCAAAUGCAGUGUUAAGGCUCAAAUUAAGAAAAAAUCAACCGCUAAUAACGUAGAAGUUAUUAUUCCUUUACCCGAUGAUGCUGACACUCCAAAAUUCUUACCUGAUUAUGGUACUGUUAAAUGGAUUCCAGAAAAAUCUUGUCUUAUUUGGAAAUUGAAAACUUUCCCCGGUGGGAAACAAUUUCAUAUGACAGCUGAAUUAGGUUUACCUGCUGUGGUUGACAAUGAAGAUAUCAUUCUGAAAAAACCAAUCAAGGUUAAUUUUUCAAUUCCUUAUUUCACUACUAGCGGUAUUCAAGUUAGAUAUUUAAGAAUUAACGAACCUAAAUUACAAUAUCAAUCUUACCCUUGGGUCAGAUACAUUACUCAAUCUGGUGAUGAUUAUACCGUUAGAACUAAGUAA